AUGGAAACACAAGAUAUUGAAACACAGAUGAGCGAGAAAACAAUAUUCUGUAGGAUUUGCACUGAGCCAGAGACAUCUGAUAACAGACUGGCAAGCCCAUGUAAGUGUAUAGGAAACAUGAAGUAUGUUCAUUCAGCAUGCAUUCUUGAGUGGAUAUAUAAGACACGAACACAGAUAUGCAACUUCUGUAAUUACAAGAUGAAGCUAAAGAGAGUAUACAUAAACAAGCCUACUAAACCAAAUACAUAUCCGGUGUAUACAGUUAUAUAUAUAUACAGCAAAAUUCAGAGUAUGCUAUUAUUUGGACAAGAAGUGAAAAACAAGAUAUUUGAGAAAAUAGAGAAGGGGUUUGCCCUUUUUACAGGAGCUGUACUUGAUCCAAUUUAUAGAUUGUUUUCUUUUUCCAUGCUGCCGGCUUUUAUGUCAAUUCCCAGGCUUAUAGCGCAAAAAAACAUAAGCAACAUUCGGAAGCAGAAUACAUACACUAUUAUUGAUACUCUGACCAAGUUGAAUGUUAUAACAGAGUAUAACACGAUGUACUCAGAAAUACACUCAAAUAGCACAAGAAUACACAGAGCAGGGCUUGCUAGAGCACAUGCAGAAAAUGACAUACAGAGGAUAUUCAGUAUAAUUAUAUUUGAAGAUGAUCUAGAGGGCAGUUUAGAAAUUGUUCCUACCACAGUAGAUUAUAUAGUGCUGUUUAUAUCACUUGGUCUAGUUUCUUGGUUAUCUUAUAUUCUGAGCCCUACAACAGAGUAUCAAGGAGAUGCAUGGAUAAGCAAGGCUCUUAUACCGGCAGCCACUCUUCUUUGGUUUGUGUAUACUGUUAUUUUUUUAGCCAUAUGUCUGCAGAAUCGGCUGGGUAUAAAGAGGGGAAGUAGAUAUAUGAAUAUAUGUGGAGUGUAUUGCAAGCUACUGAUUAUUUUACUAGCAAGAUAUGGAGCAUUGCCUUAUUUUAUUUUCCAUGUAGUUGAAGUAAUGCUGCGCAUUUUAUAUACGAGUAUAAAAAUGAACGCCCUUCAAGAUUUUAUAAAACAUAGCAUAUAUGGCAUAAUCCCACAGAUAUCUGAAGUAUCCAAUAAGCAAAUGGCAGAGGCAAUAACACAGAGUGCAUCAGAGUUUACUGGGUUCUUGUUUGUUAUACUUGGGAAUAUAUGGCUCUUUGUCUUUCAGUCAGUAUAUGCCCGUUAUUUUUCUCAUAUAAUUAGACCAGGCCUGUUUGGAUGGAUUUGCCCAAUAAGUGUUUCUGUGAAUAGAGUUAUAAAGGAUCGAAUAUUUACAACCUUCCAAAGCUAUACAAUUGCCUAUAUUCUAUUUAUAUGUGCCUGCAUAGUGCUGUGUAGUCAAAUUCUCUUUUUAGAUGGUAUUCUGUUACAUAAUCAUUUCAGGAAAAUACCAUGCAGCCAAAUAUUCUGCCUAGAGAAUAUGGCAUAUCUUUAUUUUUAUCUACCAAUUAUAGAAAUAUUCUACAGCGGGCCAUUACAAAGUUACUUUUCGUAUGUUAAAAGUAUUUUAAGCAGUAUUUCGCGUAGAGUUAGCAGAUGCAUGAAAGUAGAAUCAUUGCUGUUCAAUGGAGAUCUUCCAAAUAAUUCGGUAAAUCUUUCUAAACUAUGCUAUCUGCCUGCCCGAAAUGACGUAUCGUAUACGAAUGAAGAAAUAGUUAAAAGAAGAAUGCUUAAAAUAACCAAAGAAGAAAAAGAGUUAUAUUUUGAUGAAAAUGGAAAGAAAAAGAGAAUUACUAUGGAAAGGUUUACUGGACUAGAAGCAGACGAGCAUAAAUGGACUGAAAGUAUAGUCAAUGCUACCAGAGCAGAGCUUUUGUACAACCCAGCAUAUUCUAUUUUCUAUGUACCGUCUUUUGCAGUUGUUAGAGUAAUAUUAUUUUCUAUAAUAUUAUUUGGUGUAUGCUCUAUAAUAACUGGUAUCACCGCAUUUCUGUUAUACCACACUGUUUUAUACAUAGAAUGCAUGCGAGCAAAAAUAAUGCACGUAGAUAUUUUGAAUCAGAUAUUCUAUACUACAAAAUUGGUUUUGGGUAUAUUGUGCAUAGCAGGAGGAAUGCUGUGUUUGACAUAUAGAGAAAGAAAGUUUCUUAUUAUUAGAAAGAUAUACCAAUCAGUAAAAAAAGGCUGUGUAAUAGGAGUUAUUCCAUUUAUAGUGGUGGUAUUUGGUAUAUCUCUAAAAGAGUCUAUAAUUUCUCUUUUAGGCUAUAAAUAUGCCAAGCUUGCGGAUUGGGUAAAUGCGCCCUUCCAGAUUUGGUUUAUAUCAUAUACACUUAGCUUGGAUUUGAUAUUUAGAAAUGAUUACUCUUUAGUAUUUAUGUUAGUAGAAGGCGCGUGCAUGUUUAUUCUUUAUACACUGAUAGACAUCUUUUUAUUUGAAGGAACAAUGAGCAAAAUAUCAAUAUGGAGCCGGCUCUGUAUUGUUUUACUUCCGUAUGCUUUUCCAUGGAUAGUGAAUAUUCUAGAGAGGAUUGGCAAUUUUCUUUGCAGGGCGUCUGAAAGAGUUAAAUCUAGCAUACUAUCGAAGGGUACAGAAAUUGUACUGGUAGAUGCAUGA
Messenger RNA from Nematocida parisii ERTm1, 2559 nucleotides. RefSeq lists its product as uncharacterized. The record is from RefSeq and is a predicted model, not a curated record. Gene Ontology annotation, molecular function: zinc ion binding. The transcript has a single exon. Gene Ontology annotation, cellular component: endoplasmic reticulum membrane. The coding region runs from base 1 to 2559 and encodes 852 amino acids. NCBI's taxonomy places the organism in Eukaryota, Fungi, Microsporidia.